CCCUGGCCCUGUUCCAACCUCAAAUUCGCACGUGAAUGGUGUUCUGUUUAUCUUCGCGUGUUGUUUGUAAAUUAGUUCAAUAAAAACCUUAAAAAUGACGAAGGAAUCGAAAAGUGAAACCAUGGAAAUUGUUGCAGAUUCGACGGAAAGUAAACCUGCCCCGAAUAUUGACUCAAUAUUGGAGAAUAUCAACAAGAAUUCAUCGAAACGGGCGUCCACAGAGCAGCUUGCACCCACGAAACCGCCUGCAUCGAAGAAAACAAAAUUGCAAAAGGCAGAAAACAAUAUUCCGCGUGGACAACCGAAAUCGGGAAGGCCAUGGAAGUCUGUGAAACAGAAAUUUUCAACAGUGAAGAAAUCCUUACAUCGUCGAUCCUUCGAUAAAAAAGUGGAACUUCGAAAUGAACUGAAGCACAUAAAGGAAUUGUCCAAAUCAAUAAAGGAAGAGCGCAAGGAACAAAAUGAAGCGAAGAAACAGCGACGAAUAGAAAAUGCAAAAAGACGUCUGGAGAACGAACGAAAGGCUGAAAUCGUGCAAAUCAUUAAGAAUCCUGCCAAGAUCAAGAGAAUGCGCAAGAAGCAGUUACGCAUGAUCGAGAAAAGAGAUUUGGCUAAUAUUAAAGUUGUUUAGGAGAAAUAAAUUUGUGAUAGGAAUAUUGAA
Hermetia illucens (black soldier fly) is the source of this 661-nucleotide messenger RNA. Its product is annotated as coiled-coil domain-containing protein 86. Gene Ontology annotation, cellular component: nucleolus. NCBI's taxonomy places the organism in Eukaryota, Metazoa, Arthropoda, Insecta, Diptera, Stratiomyidae. The coding region runs from base 95 to 631 and encodes 178 amino acids. The record is from RefSeq and is a predicted model, not a curated record. The transcript has 2 exons.